This is a messenger RNA of Drosophila eugracilis, 2875 nucleotides long. It is a transcript of the gene GluRIID, whose product is annotated as glutamate receptor ionotropic, kainate 2. Lineage: Eukaryota; Metazoa; Arthropoda; Insecta; Diptera; Drosophilidae. The record is from RefSeq and is a predicted model, not a curated record. The coding region runs from base 167 to 2875 and encodes 902 amino acids. Gene Ontology annotation, cellular component: postsynaptic membrane; plasma membrane. Gene Ontology annotation, molecular function: glutamate-gated receptor activity; transmitter-gated monoatomic ion channel activity involved in regulation of postsynaptic membrane potential. The transcript has 14 exons. Gene Ontology annotation, biological process: modulation of chemical synaptic transmission; monoatomic ion transport; synaptic transmission, glutamatergic.
UUCAGUUAGAAACGUGCUCUCGUCGACUAAAGAACUUCAAAGACAUCGCGCCAGUGGGUGAUCCAAAAAUAUACAUAUCAAUUUAUAUAUACACAUUGUUGGAAAAACAUAAAACGAGCGGAGGGAAAUGAAAAAUUCUAAAUCGAAACUUCAAUAAUUGAAUGCAAUGCAGAUCUGUUGGAUACUGGUCAUUUUUCUUGGCCUCAAUAAGGUGCACGGACAAUUUUAUGGGGGCAGUAAUUACGGUUCAUCCAGUGGCCAAUCCAUUACCCUUGGUCUUAUCACAGACGACGCCACCGAUAGAAUCCGACAGACCUUCGAGCACGCCAUAUCGGUGGUAAACAAUGAGCUGAGUGUUCCUUUGGCCGGGGAAACAGAGCAGGUUGCCUAUGGAAAUUCCGUUCAGGCCUUUGCCCAACUGUGCAGGCUGAUGCAGGGUGGAGUGGGUGCCGUUUUUGGGCCGGCUGCCAAGCACACGGCCUCUCAUCUGCUAAAUGCCUGCGACUCCAAGGACAUACCAUUUAUAUACCCGCAUCUCUCUUGGAGUGCCCAUCCGGAUGGAUUCAACCUAUACCCGAGCCCUGAAGAUAUAGCCCACGUUCUCUACGACAUCGUCAAUCUGUUUGAUUGGUCUCGCUUCAUAUUCUGUUAUGAAUCCGCUGAGUACCUGAAGAUUUUGGAUCACUUAAUGGCCAUGUAUGGAGUCAAGGGACCUGUCAUUAAAGUGAUGCGCUACGAUCUGAAUCUGAAUGGUAAUUACAAAUCUGUCCUAAGACGCAUCAGAAAAUCGGAGGAUAGUCGCAUAGUAGUCGUGGGUUCAACAGAGGGCGUGGCCGAGCUCCUUCGUCAGGCCCAACAGGUGGGCAUCAUGAACGAGGAUUAUACCUACGUAAUAGGGAACUUAGACUUGCAUACAUUCGAGCUGGAGGAGUACAAGUACAGUGAAGCAAACAUUACGGGCAUACGAAUGUUUUCACCCGAUCAGGAGGAAGUACGAGAUCUGGUUGAAAAGUUGCACCAGGAACUUGGAGAAAGCGAACCGGAAAAUACUGGUUCCACUUUUAUUACGAUGUCCAUGGCUCUCACCUAUGAUGCAGUACGAGUGAUUGCAGAGACAACGAAGCACCUGCCCUAUCAGCCCCAGGUGCUCAACUGUUCCGAGCGACAUGACAACGUUCAACCUGAUGGUUCAACUUUUAGAAACUACAUGAGAUCGAUGGAUAUCAAAGAAAAAACCAUCACAGGUCGCAUAUAUUUCGAGGGAAAUGCACGAAAGGGUUUUAAAUUCGAUGUCAUCGAGUUGCAAACUAGUGGAUUGGUCAAGGUUGGCACUUGGGAGGAUGGCAAGGACUUUGAGUUCCAACGACCACCUCAAAUUAUAAACUUUAAUGAUAUUGAUGACGGUUCUCUGGUCAACAAAACCUUCAGGGUUCUAAUAUCUGUUGCGACCAAGCCUUAUGCCAGUCUCGUCGAGAGUAUUGACACACUAAUUGGCAACAAUCAAUACCAGGGUUAUGGUGUGGAUCUAAUCAAAGAGUUGGCUGAUAAACUUGGCUUUAACUUUACCUUCCAUGAUGGUGGCAAUGACUAUGGUUCCUUUAAUAAGACAACUAACUCCACGACAGGAAUGCUUAAGGAAAUCGUUGAAGGAAGAGCCGAUUUGGCCAUCACUGAUCUUACCAUAACAUCGGAGAGAGAAGAAGUCAUCGAUUUCUCUAUACCAUUUAUGAAUUUGGGCAUAGCAAUUUUAUAUGUUAAACCCCAAAAGGCUCCUCCCGCUCUAUUCUCCUUUAUGGACCCAUUUUCCUCCGAAGUAUGGCUUUACUUGGGCAUAGCCUAUGUGGGAGUAUCGCUCUGUUUCUUUAUAAUAGGACGACUUUCGCCCAUUGAGUGGGAUAACCCUUAUCCCUGUAUUGAAGAACCAGAAGAACUAGAAAAUCAGUUCACCAUCAACAAUUCCCUAUGGUUUACUACGGGAGCUUUAUUGCAACAAGGCUCUGAAAUUGCUCCCAAAGCUCUCAGCACACGCACCAUAUCUGCCAUUUGGUGGUUCUUUACUUUGAUUAUGGUAUCUUCCUACACGGCCAACUUGGCUGCCUUCUUGACCAUAGAGAAUCCCACUAGUCCUAUUAACAGCGUUAAAGACUUGGCCGAUAAUAAAGAUGAUGUCCAGUAUGGUGCCAAGCGAACAGGAUCCACCCGGAAUUUUUUUCUUACAUCGGAGGAUCCAGUCUAUGUGAAAAUGAACGAAUACAUGUUAGCUCACCCUGAAAUGCUGAUGGAAAACAAUCAGGAUGGCGUGGACAGGGUGAAAGCAGGCACAAAGUAUGCAUUCCUCAUGGAAUCCACCUCCAUUGAAUUUAAUACGGUUAGGGAGUGCAAUCUGACCAAAGUGGGUGACCCACUGGAUGAGAAGGGUUACGGCAUAGCUAUGGUGAAAAAUUGGCCCUAUCGCGAUAAGUUCAACAAUGCUCUGUUGGAACUGCAGGAGCAGGGCGUCUUGGCCAGGUUGAAAAACAAAUGGUGGAACGAAGUUGGUGCCGGCGUUUGUAGUGCAAAAAGCGACAGUGACGGUCCUUCUGAGUUGGGCGUGGAUAAUCUAAGUGGUAUUUACGCUGUCCUUGCCAUUGGAUCCUGCAUUUCCAUGAUUGUCGCCAUCCUUUGUUGGUGUUACUUUGUUUUUAAGAAAGCAAAACUCUAUGCGGUUCCCUUUGGCGAUGCAUUGGCUGAAGAAUUCAAAAUUGUCAUUCAUUUCUCGGAAAAUGAAAGAGCCCUAAAAAGCGCCCAGUCUAUAUACUCACGUAGUCGGAAUUCAUCUCAGUCUAUAGAGUCCCUCAAAACGGAUUCAGAGGAGAGCGUGCCGGUUGAGGAUUAA